This is a messenger RNA of Ylistrum balloti, 1479 nucleotides long. RefSeq names its product porphyrin biosynthesis protein HemD-like. Gene Ontology annotation, molecular function: uroporphyrinogen-III synthase activity; uroporphyrin-III C-methyltransferase activity. Gene Ontology annotation, biological process: siroheme biosynthetic process. Bases 1 to 1479 code for a protein of 492 amino acids. Lineage: Eukaryota; Metazoa; Mollusca; Bivalvia; Pectinida; Pectinidae. The record is from RefSeq and is a predicted model, not a curated record. The transcript has a single exon.
AUGAACGGCCAAGUUGUUUUUAUCGGUGCUGGGCCAGGCCAUGCGCGUUGGAUUACCGUUGCAGGUCAGCAAGCAAUAGCAGAAGCAGACGUCAUCUUAAUUGAUGCUCUGGUGUCACUAUCUCUUUUAUCUUAUAUACAAUGGGAUGCAACCGUUAUUGAUGUUGGGAAACGUGCUGGUAAACCAAGCCAGUCACAAAAAGAAAUCUGUGACUUACUUGUUCAAUUAGCAUCGAAAGGGAAACAGGUUAUUCGUCUUAAAGGAGGAGAUCCUUGUACCUUUGGUCGUUUAGCUGAAGAAAUACAAGUGCUUCUAAAAGCUGGUAUUUCCUAUGAGAUUAUUCCUGGUAUCACCGCUGCUAGUGCUGCUGCUGCUCGUGCAGGUAUUUCUUUGACGGAUCGAGACAUAUCAGCUAGCUUGACCUUGCUAACCGGACAUCGCCGUACUGCAGGCCCCAAACCUGAGUUAGAUUGGGAAGCCGCUUCGCGUUCGGGGACAGGAGCAAUCUAUAUGGGCGUUCUAAGUGCUGCUGAAAACGUCCAGAAAUUGAAGCGCCAUGGUGUUUCUAGUGAGACGCCUGUAUUAAUUGCACAAGCAGUAACAACCCCAAAAGAAAAAUUAGUAGUGUCAUCCUUAGAGACGUUAGAAACAGACCUUAAAGAUAAACACAUUCGUCCCCCUGCUGUUUGGGUGUAUGGGGGUGUUGUUACUGCUACUAAAACAACACAACAUAAAGUUCGUGCCAAUGUCGGAUUCUUUCGUCCCGAUCUGCAAAAGAUAGCUUGGCAUUCACAACUAUUUGCAGCGGGUUUUGAACCUUGUACCAUACCACUGCAGCGUAUUUGUGAUCCUCCUGAUGCGUAUAAAAGUUUUGAUGCCAGUUUCCAAAUAGCAAGUCAAACAUCAGGUUGGUUGGUUUUUACAAGUCCAACAGCGGUAAUACGGUGGUGGCAACGAUGUCAAGAAUGUCGCCAAGAUUUACGCCAGUGGCAUCGUUGGAAAAUUGCAGCAGUUGGUAAAGCUACUGCCCGGCGGUUAACAAAUAUUGGGAUUAUGCCAGAUGUAACCGGUUCCGAACGUUGUGGUACAGACCAAAUACCAGCCUUACUUGGAGAGCCAGUUGGAACAGUACUCCUAUGCCAAGCAAGUGAUGCUCGUUUAGCACCACAUCAAACAUUAGCAGACAAAGGUUGGCAGGUUCAUCCAGUACUAACCCAUGCCAAAGAACAUCGUAAAUAUGUACCGGAAACACUACGUAUUGCCAUCGAACGACGGUGGUUCGACUAUGUCGUUUGGACAGCCACUUCUCAAAUUGAAGUAGUUAAUCGUUGGCAACUAGAUCAACUAUGGCAAGAUGUUCACCAUAUCGCUUUUGGAACACAAACAGAAGCAGCUCUUAAUAAUAUUGGCGCAACAACUAUCUCAUCGGUUCAAAAAUCAUCACUUCAGGCUGUUAUUGAUGUGUUAUCAAGUUCUUAA